UUGAUAGUCUGCCUAUUUUAGCCACUCCCACUAUACAGUGUAAGGUAAAACAAAUGAUUAUUCUUAGAAUAUUUUCAUUUUCAAAUUAUGGCUUUUGGGUCAGUAACAAACAUCGCAACCAAUAGUAUUAUUAUUCGUCUUCCAUUUCCUAACUUUUCUUUUGUGUUCUUUCUUAUCAGCUCUUCCUUCUCUCCGCCCUUCCUUUUACGUUCUUCCACCCUCAUUCUUUCCACGUACUUCCUCAGAGUUGAGAAUCUUCCUUUUCUUCCUUUAAAACCUCUUAAGAUCUCACAAUUCCUCCUUCUAUUCCCUCCUUCUUCCAAAUUUCUUCCUAGGACCUCGCAGAACUUCCUUCGUAUCUAUCCUCCAUGCAUACUUCUCGCAAAUAAUCCUCCUCCUUCCUCUUCCUUCCCUUUACAAUGUCCUUCCUCAGGGCUGCCGCGUCCCCCGAAUGUAAAAGCCGCUGCCGAAGGGCCCGACGGCAUCCUGGCGGGCCUGAGCGAGGGCAAGGUGUGGAUCGACCAUUCCACCACCGACUACGAGCAGACGCUGGCGUUCGGGGAGGAAGCAGAGACGAGGGGCGGCCACGUCCUGGAGGCUCCCAUCACGGGCGGCUUGGAGGCACUGAAGAAGGGGCAGAUGGUCGUCCACGUCGGCGGAGACCAGCAGGUCGCCGACGCCAUGAGACCCAUUCUUGACGCGUCUUAUAACAAAGUUUUCUACGUCGGCAAGAUCGGUUCCGCCAUGAUGGUCAAGGUGGUGUCCAACAUGCUCGCCUGCGUCCACAUCAUUGCCAUGGGCGAAGUCCUCAUGCUGGCCAAGCGCUCCGGCCUCAACCUGAAGACGUUCUGGGACGCCAUCCGGGUGAGCGCCGGCAACAGCUUCGUGUGGGAGACGGGGGCGCCGCUCAUCUUCAACGGCUGCUACGACCCGGGCUUCACGAUGGCGCUGCAGAACAAGGACCUCCAGCUCGGAUACGACAUGGCGAGGAAGUUCGAGGUACCAAUGGACAUGCACCAGCUGGCUCUCAGCAUCUACCGCCGCACGCAGUACCAGCUGGGUGACGAAGCAGGCUGCUACUCCCCGCCCAAGACCUACGAGCUGGCGUUGGGCGAAAGUCUGCAGGUUCAGGACUUUAAAGACUGGACCUACGAUAACGAGAUUUACAAGGGCUCGCUGGUGGUCUCCCAUAAUAACCUGGACUAAACGAGAGAACAAGGGGACAGCCUAAUGAGCUUUUUUUUUGCGUGAAAUGGCAAAACAGUUUACUUGUAGAGAUAUAUGAAUUUUGUAUUUCUAGGUCUUGAUGUGAUUAUAGGUAAAAGAGAAACUAUUAAACACUAUGAUCUGAGAGA
This is a messenger RNA of Penaeus chinensis, 1355 nucleotides long. RefSeq names its product L-threonate dehydrogenase-like. Gene Ontology annotation, biological process: L-valine catabolic process. NCBI's taxonomy places the organism in Eukaryota, Metazoa, Arthropoda, Malacostraca, Decapoda, Penaeidae. The transcript is spliced from 5 exons. Gene Ontology annotation, molecular function: NAD binding; 3-hydroxyisobutyrate dehydrogenase activity; NADP binding. Gene Ontology annotation, cellular component: mitochondrion. The record is from RefSeq and is a predicted model, not a curated record. Bases 88 to 1206 code for a protein of 372 amino acids.